GCCGCCGAGGUGGUCAGGUGCAGCUCGGCGAACGACCGCCGGCGGUACCAUGAUGCGCGCGGGGCUGAAGUCGUUCGCGUCGCGGCGGUCGUUCGCGACGGUGCGCGACAAGCUCAACGAGCUCGGGUCCCAGAUGCCCCAGGGGGGCCCGCCGACGGGCCUCGUGUCCGCCGUCGCGGGCAUCUCCGCCGUCGGGUUCCUCGGCUACAACAGCGUCUUCACGGUGCAGGGCGGCCAGCGCGCCGUGCUCUGGAGCCGCAUCUCCGGCGUCAAGGACGCCGUCUACGCCGAGGGCAUGCACCCCCGCGUGCCCCUCAUCGAGUACCCCGUGCCGUUCGACGUGCGGACGCGGCCCCGGAACGUGCAGUCGCUGACGGGGUCCAAGGACCUGCAGAUGGUGAACAUCACGCUGCGCGUCCUGAGCAAGCCCAACACGAGCGAGCUCGCCUGGAUCUACAAGCGCCUGGGCCACGACUACGACGACCGCGUCCUGCCGUCGAUCGUCAACGAGGUCACCAAGGCCGUCGUCGCGUGCUACAACGCUUCCGAGCUCCUCACGAAGCGCGAGCAGGUGUCGAACGAGAUCCGCCACCGCCUCGUCGUGCGCGCCGCCGACUUCCGCAUCAUCCUCGACGACGUGUCGAUCACGCACCUCUCCUUCAGCCACGAGUACACCGCGGCCGUCGAGGCCAAGCAGGUCGCGCAGCAGGACAGCGAGCGCGCGCGCUACAUCGUCGAGAAGGCCAUCCAGGAGAAGAAGUCCAUCAUCGUCAAGGCCGAGGGCGAGGCCCAGUCCGCGCGCCUCAUCGGCAAGGCCAUCCAGAACAACCCGGGCUUCGUCAAGCUCCGCAAGAUCGACACGGCCAAGGAGAUCGCGGGCACGGUGGCCCGCAGCCAGGGCAAGGUCUACCUCAACGCCGACUCGCUCCUCAUCAACAUCCUCGGCAACGAGCAGCUCGGCGAGGACACGUCGGCGAAAAAACGCGGCUGGUUCCGCUAGAGUCCGCCGCCGCUUGCGGGGGGGCGCGGCGCGCCCCGCGCGAGCUAAUCUUCCGACG
Aureococcus anophagefferens is the source of this 1058-nucleotide messenger RNA. RefSeq lists its product as hypothetical. Lineage: Eukaryota; Pelagophyceae; Pelagomonadales; Pelagomonadaceae. Bases 50 to 1000 code for a protein of 316 amino acids. Gene Ontology annotation, biological process: mitochondrion organization. The transcript has a single exon. Gene Ontology annotation, cellular component: membrane; mitochondrion. The record is from RefSeq and is a predicted model, not a curated record.